AUGGCAAAUAAGCUUACUGACUUAUUCUCCAGCGUCCAACGACACUCAAAACAACCUUGGGAUCUAGGGGGAACGAAGCCACCAUCACCAAAAGCUAAUCCCAAAUUUUGGAUUAGAGAUGAUAAGGCCACAACUCUUCGGCAAGGGGAAUCGUUCUCCCUAAUAAUCGAACGGGAAGACUUUUCGAAGUCAAGAGGCAAUUAUGUCGAGAUCAGCGUACAUAAAGUACACUGGGAUGUAGAAGGCCUCGAGUCGACGCAUCUCGUGGAGGGUUGGGAUGGCCUGCUCGUAGGAAAUAAGCGUCUGUUUUGGAAUGGGAACCGUUCUUUGAAAUUCAAUGAGCUCUCUAUUCAGAGUCCUGGAGACUUCCAUAUCAGAGUGGCCGCUGCAGACUAUAGAGGUCCGUUAGACAACGCUAUAGUUGCCGACUUUUACAGCGAAGUCAUCCAUAGAAGAUAAUGACAAUUGGGCUCAGGCCUAUAUAUACCUAACCCAGUAAGACUGGGACGCAUAAGGGAUAGAUCUAUUGAGAUAGCAACAAGGAGCUUCGAGGGCUAAGUGCCAAUAAAUCACCAUACUACACACUUGUUGCUGCCUCUAGUAUUCAUGAUACACAUCGCACCAUCGUGCUGACAUGAUACCUAAUACAGAUUUUCCGCCGCUCUCCCAAACCACCAAGACUUUCCGUAGCCCCCGCUCACCGCUUAGUGAGAUCCAGCCAUCAACUACUCAA
Daldinia caldariorum is the source of this 733-nucleotide messenger RNA. RefSeq lists its product as uncharacterized. The record is from RefSeq and is a predicted model, not a curated record. Bases 1 to 459 code for a protein of 152 amino acids. NCBI's taxonomy places the organism in Eukaryota, Fungi, Ascomycota, Sordariomycetes, Xylariales, Hypoxylaceae. The transcript has a single exon.